This is a messenger RNA of Mya arenaria, 2182 nucleotides long. RefSeq lists its product as uncharacterized. Lineage: Eukaryota; Metazoa; Mollusca; Bivalvia; Myida; Myidae. Bases 106 to 1113 code for a protein of 335 amino acids. The transcript is spliced from 6 exons. The record is from RefSeq and is a predicted model, not a curated record.
CCUCGGCAUUGUUUACAUGGAUACCGAGUCAUUAUUGCCAAGUAUGAGGUUUUGAAGGAUUAAAACAAUAAAAAAAGCUUUAACAUAAAUAAAAAAAAAGUUAAAAUGACCGACUUCAAAGAGACGAAGUACCAGCCUCGGCAGGAUUGGAAUCAGACUUCCACAGGAGUUGGACAUCAAUAUCGACCAGGAUAUUACUUUCCGAGCACACACUUUCACCAAUGCAUUGGUGAACCACUGCCACCACCUCUCGCACAUCAAGACCAGAUCACAAGAGACAAACAUUUUGAAACAACUACGGGCAAGGCUCACGACCGAAAAUACCCAGGACUUUUAUAUGCCAAUCCAGUCCAUAAGAAAGCACCAGGCCAUUGGAAGGUCGACUAUGUUAAGGAUUUGGCAGAGAAGCUGUCCAAUGGUGGCUGGAGGCGACCCCUGACCAUGGGAAACCAGACAUCAGAGACACGGGAAGAGUUCAACAGCCUGCCUGGUGUUCGCCAGAAAUACCACUUUGAUGACACAGCAGGGCUAGGACUGCCUCAGACUUACAAUUUACAUGAUCAUCAUGUUGAAGGACCAAGCAAGUAUGGGCAGGGAAGCACACAGAACCCAAAGCUUCAGGGAAAGCCAUUCUAUGUGCGGGAUCAAGGAGUUCUCACACUGCUUGACCCCUAUCUUUCAACCACACAGAAAGACCACAGAUCCUUCAAACCUGCUGAGCUAAAAAAGUACCCAAAGAAAGAUGCAGCUACUUACUGGCAGUGUGAGGAUUACCCUAAAGCCUGGGGGCAUGGCUUGAAAGACAAUCCAUUGCCAAAGACGUCUGUACCAAGAGAACGUCUGCCAAUGAGGGACACAAUGGUAUUCCCAACAGCCACCAAGGUGCCCCGCGCUCCCAAAGCCAUGGUUCCCGUGCCCCAUGGUGGUCUCAAGUCUGAGGUUCAGGACAAUUUCACCAGACCGUCUGAUGUAAAGAUGAAGGAGGCCAUGUACUGCCCUGUUGACACCCCAUUUACUCUACCAGGCCCUGGCACAAAGUCUGCACUGACCGCCCCAAAAAUGUACAACACUGAAUACCAGCACAUAGGAAGUGAAAAACCAAUCAUGGUUUGAUUAUUGUGGACUCGUAACUUGUUAAAAGGCAAUGUUCUUAAAGAUAACUGUCUUCAAAAUAAAUGUGUUGAAAGAAAAGGACAUAUUAAAUUUUGUAGUGAAUAAUGUAUACCAGUACCAGUGUUAUCUACAAACUAAAGUACCGGUAUUUUCUUUGAAGUAUUAUUCGGUAUACUAAGUAUUCAUUAUGGUAUUAUGCUCAUUUCAAGCUCAGUUGUGUGUAACUGGUAACCUUCAAGCUCUCAAGGCGAAAAGCAAGAUUCUGUUGUUGCAUAUUUUGACUACCAGUAUUUUACACAUGGUAUGAACAUUGUAUAGCAGUGUUGUUUGUUAAGACUUUAAUACAAAUGGAUAAUGAUGUUAAUUUGGAUUUAAACCAUUUACAUUUCACUGUAAUUUAUUGAAAUAGUAGUAAACUAAAUGUAAACUUUUGUAUAAAUGUAAACUUUUGUAUAUUUACAGUAUGUAUUUUUAUGACUGAUAUAAUUUGCCAUCUAAGAUCAUGUCAAGACAGAACUAUCAAGUUUUACAGUUCAUUUUUAUAAAUAUAGUAUAAAUAUACAUGUUAAUUUUUUUAUGUAUAUUAUUACUCCAUAAUGAAGCCUCUAUCUGACAAUAAGGGACCAGGGCAUACCAAAAUGACUCUAAUAUUAUGAAGUUCCAGGUUCCUAUUUCAAAACCUACUGUAACCUGGCAGUUAAAAACAAAUUGCAACAGAAAACAACAUUUUUUUUGCAUGUUUAAGUUUGAUUUGGGAAAUGUUUUUAUUUUGAAAGUUGAAAACCUAGAUAUACCUGCCUUAUAACGAUCAACCUACCGUAACAACUGUUUGGCAUGGCUUGAUCAUUAACAUGUUUGUGCAAUGACAUUGGUAAUAUUUUAAGCACAAAGUGAACAUUUGUUUAUGAUUUUAAUCUUCUUCAUUCAAUCUUCUUCGUUCUGUGUCAGUAGAAUUUGUUACUUCAUGUUUUACAGUUUUAGAAAAACCAUGUAUGGAGUUUUUACUUCACUUGUUAUUAUAAUAUUGUAUUUCAUGCAAUUUGAAAUAAAUCUGUCUGUGAUAACUUUC